GCUCUGACUAGUUUCAUUUAUAAGGAAGUGAAACUCACAAAGUCACUGACACUAAGAGGGAAAAAUGGCGCAGAAAGGAGUUCAGCUGGACCAAGAAACCUUCUCUUGUUCUAUCUGUUUGGAUCUUCUGAAGGAGCCGGUGACUAUUCCCUGUGGACACAACUAUUGCAUGAAGUGUAUUAAUGGCUUUUGGGACGGAGAGGAGGAGAAGAAAAUCUACAGCUGCCCUCAGUGCAGACAGACCUUCACACCAAGACCUGUUGUUAUGAAAAACACCAUGUUAGCAGAUUUAGUGGAGGAGCUGAAGAAGACUGGACUCCAAGCUGUUCCAGCUGAUCACUGCUAUGCUGGACCUGAAGAUGUGGCCUGUGAUUUCUGCACUGGCAUGAAGCUAAAAGCUGUAAAAACUUGUUUGAUGUGUUUGGUCUCUUACUGUGAGAAACACCUUCAGCCUCAUUAUGAUGUGGCUCCAUUAAAGAAACACAAGCUGGUGGAGCCCUCCAAGAAGCUCCAGGAGAACAUCUGCUCUCGUCAUGAUGAGGUGAUGAAGAUGUUCUGUCGUACUGAUCAGCAGAUUAUCUGUUAUCUCUGCUCUGUGGAUGAACAUAAAGGCCACGACACAGUCUCAUCUGCAGCAGAAAGGACUGAGAGGCAGAGAGAGCUGGAGGUGAGUCGACAAAACAUCCAGCAGAGAAUCCAGGACAGAGAGAAAGAUGUGAAGCUGCUUCAACAGGAGGUGGAGGCCAUCAAUCAGUCUGCUGAUCAAACAGUGGAGCACAGUGAGAAGAUCUUCACUGAGCUGAUCCAUCUCAUCCAGAAAAGAAGCUCUGAUGUGAAGCAGCAGAUCAGAUCCCAGCAGGAAACUGAAGUGAGUCGAGUCAAAGAGCUUGAGGAGAAGCUGGAGCAGGAGAUCACUGAGCUGAAGAGGAAAGAUGCUGAGCUGAAGCAGCUCUCACACACAGAGGAUCACAUCCAGUUUCUACACAACUACCCCUCACUGUCAGCACUCAGUGAGUCUACAGACUCAUCCAGCAUCAAUAUCCGUCCUCUGAGCUACUUUGAGGAUAUGACAGCAGUUGUGUCAGAGGUCAGAGAUAAACUACAGGACAUUCUGAGAGAGGAACGGACAAACAUCUCACUGACAGUCACUGAAAUGGAUGUUUUACUGUCAGAUCCACCAGAGCCAAAGACCAGAGAAGGAUUCUUAAAAUAUUCACAUGAAAUCACACUGGAUCCAAACACAGCACACCCACAUCUGUUAAUAUCAGACGAGAACAGAAAAGCAACAUCUAUGAAACAGCAACAGUCUUAUUUUGAUCAUCAAGACAAAUUCACUGGAAUGUUUCAGGUCCUGAGUAAAGAGAGUCUGACUGAACGUUGUUACUGGGAGGUGGAGAGAAAAGGGAGAGUUAUUAUAGCAGUCGCAUACAAGAAUAUUAGCAGAGCUUGGUGGAGGAAUGAAUGUGCCUUUGGGCGUAAUGACAAAUCUUGGGCACUACAUUGUUCCAAAAACAGUUAUACAUUUUGGCAUAACAACAUUGAAACUCCAGUUUCCGGUCAUGGGUCCUCCAGAGUAGGAGUGUACCUGGAUCACAGAGCAGGAUCUCACUCAAAUCUAAUUGAGAAAAUGUGAAACCAAUGCGAGAGAAUAACUGGAGUAGUUAUCAUCCUGAAACACCACAAAGUUCAGAGUUCAUGUUUAGCGCAAAAGAAGAUUCCUCAGUUUGUGAACUUUUCUUUUACUUGAUGCCCUUUGAGGAUCUGAGGUCUCAGCUGCUUUUUAAAACAGCAGUUGUGUCAUGGUCCGGGUGAGUACAGGUGUUUUGCUUCUGAGCCGCUGUCUCCACCUUGGGGCAGAGUCACCACACACUGACGUGUCUCCUCACGUGCAGGCAAUUGAGCUGUCAGCAUUUAAGGACCAGCACUCACCUUACUCCUCCCCAAGAGUUCUGCUAUCUUCAGUCAGUUUUGGUUCUUAUAGUUGUCGGUAAAUGAUAAUUUUACUGACGGAGACUCACUGUGUGUUUUCGCUCUAGCUGCUCGUCCCCUGCCCGCAAAAAUUAAGACAAGAACCUGUUGUGAUUCCAAAGUUUUUCCCUGGACACCCCCCAGACUUAAUCACUAAUCCACUCUCCUGUCCUUGCAGCGUUCUAAGACUCCCAGUUGCGUUUCCCGCAGCCUGCGUUUUCCCUCUAUGCCAUGAGGAAGGCAUUAUUUGUGAAGAUUUACGAAUAACGCCAUAACGUUUUCGCCAAGUUGAUAUGUUGUGUGCAAGUCAAGUCAUUGCUUCAUGUUAAUUUCAUAGACGUAGAGGAAACCUUAGUUCACAGUUUGUUUAAUUUUCAUGACAUUUUGUUGUUUAGAAAAUAAAGUCUUGUUUUUUCACAUUGUGGGAGACAACACCGGUCUAUCCGAUUCUUUUGUCUUGGUAGAGAACACGCAGAGAUGUUUCCAAGUUUCACAAAAUCCUUUUAUUACCCAUUUUUCCGUAUCUGGAGAGCACACUGCAGUCCUAUUCUAAAGGUUGAUCUCGGUCUCUAGUCUCCUCCCCCCUACAGUAAACACCCCCACAAUGGAAAAACACUGGUACAGUGGCCAAGGGUGCUGAUACCCUGACCCCCAUCUCCUUUUAGGUAGUGUCCAUUUGCCCUUUGUCAGCCCCUCACCCUCAGUAACUCUUGCUUCCUGCCCUGGGGGUGGGGGUCAGUUGUUCUCCUGCCCUUCACCCUAGUUCUUUGUUCCCAUUCCAGGCCUCUUUUCUACACACCCUACCAACUGCCAUCUUAUAAUAUUGCAAGCAAUCCCAAACUACAGUCUCUUUAACUCUAAUAUAUAUUCAGCAAUUGAUUAUUCUCAACAAUGUUCACUUGUGUUUCCUGUGAGUUCCGCUUUUGAGUCCUCCAGUCAGCCCGGCCUCGGCCAUGACAAGUAGUAUGAGUAGCCCAUGUCAUGUCUUUGAGUCACUGGAUUCCAAGGUAGUGAAAGCUAUCCACUGUUUCAACACUUGAGUUAAAUAACAAUAAUAAUUAUUAAUAAGUAGUAGUGUUAAUAUUAUUAUGAUUAUAUUAUUAGGUCGAUUUCCUGUUGUGGUUCCCUCAUCCUUCUGACUUAGAUCCAUGCUUAUGGGCAAUGUAGAGUCACCAAUUUACCUAACCCCACCAACUGCAUGUUUUUGGACUGUGGGAAGAAGCUGGAGCACCCAGAGAGAACCGACACACAGAGGACCAGAACAUGCAAACUCCUGAAUCGAACUAAGAACCUUUUUACUGUGAGGCAACAGGGCUAACCACCAUCCCACCAUGGUUAUUCUAUAUUUUUGCUUAAAUACAGUUUAAAUAAUUUACAUGAUAUUAAUUAAUGUGACUACAAUUAAUUCAUAUUUUAAAAAUAAUGAAAAACAAAGCAAAAUAAAAUACUGGUAAGCUUUGCAGCUUUAAUCACAAAUCAGCAAACAAUAAAGUGAAACAGCUUUUAAUUUGAAAUUUGGACUCAGAUCAUAGUGAAAUGGUGAGAAACACUCCAAAAUUCUCCAUCUAAAUAUAUAUUUUAAUGAUACAUUUACUUUUGGUUGUCCCUGUUGCUGCUUAAAAAGACAGUUACACAACUGUGAAGCUGGCAGCAGGUACCUGAAUGUUUUCUACUUUUAACUUUGCCAAUAAAAGUGUCAGUACUUGAGUCACUUGCACGGUGCUCUUGAAAUAUUUGUCACAUUUGUUCAUUUUCAAUUUUUCCCAUUAUCACCUGUGUCUUUGUUUGUCAAGACUUCGCAAAACAGCAUCAUCGUCUGGACCGGGCAGGAGAGGCUCAGACUGCUGGAUACCAUCUGGAAACCUGAAAUAAAGAUACAAAGCAAAGCACACACUUUAGGAGGUGCCACUGGAGUCAUUUUACUUGGGCCAGCACAACGCAGUGUCCCUGACGUUCUGACCAAGAAGCCCAAAUGUAGCCACAGUGAAAAUGCCACACACACACACGAAACCACUACCACCAACAACAAAAAACUUUAUAACUGAUUUAGUUUAUGCACAAGAAAUACUCACUUUUCUCCAUAGCACUCCAUUAAGUGUAAAAUAAGUAUCCGGACCAUGCAUCUUUCAUGUAUAGAUAUGUGCUUGUGUUCCUCAAGACUAGCAACCAAAGAUGUCCCCCUCAGGUGAACCUCACGGAUGUUCUAAAGUUAAAUAAUUAAAGUUAAAACAUUUUAAUGUUAAUUUUAGAAUAAUUGAAUCUACCUGUGAUGACUGCAGUUACAGCCACACAGUGGUAAUGUCUACCGAACAUCAGUGUUACAACUGAGGCUCAACCAUAACACUACACUUACAUUUUUCUUUCUUUGAAUAUAGGAUUUAAUUUACAGGUUAAUAAAGAAUUUGUUUUGGUUUAGAAUUAAUUUACUUAUACAGUCACAUAACACUGUAUUCUAAAAUAAGUGCGCACAUUUUAGUUUACACUGUUAUGUAUCUAUGAUUUAAUCUUUCUUUGUUUUCUGAGUUACCUCAGUGGCAGCUGCUCCCAGUCCCCCAGUUGAUGGAGCUAAAAGGUGCAGAGCAAGCCUAUGUGGAGACCUGCAAAUUGGGUUAUACCACAAUUCUGGAUCAUGGGGGGAAAUUGAAUUUGUUAUGUUAGUUUUAGUUGGGUUUUGUGUGUUCUACGCCUUUCUGUGUUUUUGUUGGCUGAUCAGCCACUGUUUAAGUUUCCCAUUUGUCUUGUCUAAGUAGGUUAGUUUGUUUGAGUUAGUAGUAUUGUUUUUUACCAGCUUUUGAGAAGAGUUCUGUUAUUUUGACCUCUUUUAUAUGGGCCCAAGAUUUUAAAUUUUCUGUAUAAUUUAACCAAGUUUGUUUUAGGGUCAAAUAAAAAAACUUUUUGGAAUUUUAA
This is a messenger RNA of Oreochromis niloticus (Nile tilapia), 4875 nucleotides long. RefSeq names its product tripartite motif-containing protein 16-like. Lineage: Eukaryota; Metazoa; Chordata; Actinopteri; Cichliformes; Cichlidae. The record is from RefSeq and is a predicted model, not a curated record. Gene Ontology annotation, molecular function: zinc ion binding. The transcript has 3 exons. Bases 65 to 1633 code for a protein of 522 amino acids.